This is a messenger RNA of Medioppia subpectinata, 427 nucleotides long. Lineage: Eukaryota; Metazoa; Arthropoda; Arachnida; Sarcoptiformes; Oppiidae. The record is from the annotation of a GenBank genome assembly.
AAGUGAAUAAUACACAUGUAGUGUAAAGUAUACACAAUAUAUAGUGAACACACAUACAGUACAUUGAAUUCUGUAAUUUGAGUGAAACCAUCAUAAUUCUGGUUCCCAUUCAUACAUGUGAGCAGACAUUGCGAUGAGGCGUAAGAAUGUGAGACAUGUGUCGGAUAUAGUGGGAGAAUGGGGUUUAUGGCAAUUCAAUAUUACCUUCUUCUCGGUCUCCAUAUCCUUAUUCUCGGCGCUCAAUAAUCUGUCCGUUUCUUUCUAUGCGCCGACUGUUAAGCACUGGUGCGCCGACAGCACCGACAGCAACACUACCGGCCCUACCAUUCCUUAUAAUAAUGAGACUCAAUCGAUCGACGGCUGUCUGAAUGGGUGCCAGAAUUGGGAAUUUGAUAAAUCAGUGUUUAAGUCCACUAUUAUUGAUGAG